UUCAAUGGGCCUGAUCCAGAAGGUCCUUAGUUUUGAAGUGGGAAGCAUGUUUCAAAGUAAAAGCUCUGCAAAAUAUCUUCUCUCUGGCUUCCUGCUCUCUGCCACUAGUCAUCCUUGCCAGUAUGUUUACACUUCCCCUCGCCUGCGGUCGUUUUAUCAGGCAAUGUGUUUGUUCUGUGUCUAGUAUAAAGUAAGCGAGUAAGCGAGGUUUUCACACACACAGGUCCUGCACACAUGCAGCGUGCUCAGGAUGACACGGACAAGUACAGUAUUGAGCAUUUUCGUCUUGUUUCUUCGUACCACUUUUGGGGAAAGUGGUUGCACUUCAGCAGAUGGUGAUGGGACCUUUGAAGAUGACGAACCAGGCAACUUUGACGUUGACUGCUUCAGCCAGCUGGAAUUUAAGGAUUCCUACAGCAGCCUGACCUGCAAUUUUACAGAGAUGCCUCCUCACAACACUAACUAUACCCUGGCUGUGUGUACCAAAGAAGACAGCAAUUAUGUGUGUUUCAAUAUGGAGAAACGGGACGACGUGUAUUUCUUACAAUUCACCGAUAUACUCUCAAAUAAAGAUAUUUGCAUAGAAUAUGAGAUAAAGAGAAGAGUCUGCAGGAGUCUGUUUGUCACUGACAUUGUUAAACCUGAGGUACCAUUCAAUAUCAACAUCACAUAUCAAAAGGAGGCAAAUGAGUAUCUUAUUCACUAUAGUACACCGCAUUCAUGGAAGAAAUACUUAAAGGACAAAUUAAUACACCAAAUAGCCUAUCGGCAGGGAGAAGGUCCUUGGAAGACAAUAGAAUCGCCAUACCUUCAGGUAAAGUUACUGGGGAAAUACCUCGAAACAGAUGCCUCUUACGAGGUGAAAGUUCGCUCGCAGCCCAACGGGGAUUAUUUUAAGGGCACGUGGAGUGAAUGGAGCAUCUCCAAGACCUUCAGGACUGCAGGAGAGCACUCCGCAGAGAGAUAUAACAGCAUGUUCGUGAUUAUGCUCUGCAUCCCUGGUAUCAUUCUGUCAGUUGUCGUGAUUGUCCUGAUCCUGAGUUUUUGGGAAAGCAGGAUCAAGCCAGCUAUGUGGCCAAACCUUCCUGAUCAUAAAAAAACUCUGGAGCAACUGUGCAAGAAACCAAAAAAUAAUUUUGAUAUAAGCUUUAACCCAGAGAGUUUCGGUUACGUUUUUAUCCAUAAAGUGGACGGCAUUCGAGCAAAAGCUGAACAGGAAAGUUUUCUGCAGCCACCAACUGCUCCAGAGACAAAUGUUCCAGCAAAGGUUCGGAGUGCAUCAGACCUGAAGAGGAGCCCUGCAAGGACAGACAAAAGCAACCUAAACCUGUCCAUAAGUUACGGAGGAGUCUGGUCCUCAGAAGCCCUGCAUGGACUCCUGGGAAGCAACCAGUCUGCUGACACUGAAGGCGUCUGUGGAUCCAGCAUGUAUGAGGUGUGCCACAGCAGCGGGGUGCCCCUGUGUGACCAGGGUACUGACUUUCCCUCUGCUCCUCCCCUGGAUCCCUCAGACCAACCUGGACCAGAGCCCCUGGAAGGUGACAUGGUAUCCCAGAUGCCACCUAGCAGUGAACUGAGGUCACCAAACAAUGAAGAAGCCUAUGUCACCAUGUCUAGCUUUUACAAAAAUCAGUAGAUCUUACAGACAUGACAGAAUGCUGU
Oxyura jamaicensis (ruddy duck) is the source of this 1662-nucleotide messenger RNA. It is a transcript of the gene IL7R, whose product is annotated as interleukin 7 receptor. Bases 251 to 1636 code for a protein of 461 amino acids. Gene Ontology annotation, molecular function: cytokine receptor activity; protein binding. The transcript is spliced from 8 exons. NCBI's taxonomy places the organism in Eukaryota, Metazoa, Chordata, Aves, Anseriformes, Anatidae. The record is from RefSeq and is a predicted model, not a curated record. Gene Ontology annotation, biological process: positive regulation of receptor signaling pathway via JAK-STAT; hemopoiesis; cytokine-mediated signaling pathway. Gene Ontology annotation, cellular component: external side of plasma membrane; membrane.